CAACAACGAUUAGCGAAAAUCGCUCGUGUGCAGCUUAUGGCAACCCCUCUCUGUAUCCUAGCAACUGAUGUGUUGUUGCUCAGCUUAGUUAGCGAGCUCUAACGUUAGCUAUUGCUGGGCCACAGACAGUGAAUAGUUGAACUUAAUACGGACAUUAAUUUGCACUUUUCUUCGGUAAGCAAACUGUUCUGUUUACCGGGUAAGUUAAACUAUCAUAAUUCACAACCACAGAUGUUGGAAGUUUAACGUAAGUUACUCGUAUACGAGAUAAGCGAUGGAGAACGUGCAUCUUGUCCCAGAGGAAGAGGAUGAUGAUUUGUAUACAGGCUACAAUGAUUACAAUCCGACUUUUGACUCAGAGGAUCUUCACAACGAUGUGGGUUUUCAGCAGGCCGUCAGGACGAGUCAUGGCAGAAGACCACCAAUGACCGCAAAAUAUCCUGGCACUGCUAUUGGAGGGCGACCGAUUGGAACAGCGUAUGGGUCUCGGAUGCCUGUUGGCACUGCAAUGGGAAGGCCUAUGACUGGAGCUGUUCAGGACGGUGCGGCUCGUCCCAUGACUGCAGUGCGGGCAGCAGGAUAUUCUUCAUCUAUAGCUAGAGGCUCAGUGUUUGAUCCACUGGGACAAUCAAAAGGACCAGCCCCUCCAUUAGAGAGACAGAACGAAGACACUCCAGAGGAAAAGAUAAAGAUCCUGGAAAAGAAGGUGAAUGAUUUGAUAGAGGAGAGCUGUCUCGCUCAUGCUCAUGGGGAUCUUCAGCUGUCUCUAGAGAAAGCCAAAGAGGCGGGCAGGAAGGAAAGGGCUCUGGUGAGACAGAGAGAACAAACAGGCACUGCAGACCACAUCAAUCUGGAUCUUACCUACUCUGUAUUGUUUAAUUUAGCAAACCAAUAUGCCAGUAAUGACAUGUACACUGAAGCUUUGAACACAUACCAAGUCAUUGUGAAGAACAAAAUGUUCAAUAAUGCCGGUCGAUUGAAAGUAAACAUGGCAAAUAUCUAUUUCAAGCAAAAGAAUUACACAAAAGCUAUCAAAUUUUACCGCAUGGCUUUGGAUCAGAUCUCAAAUGCCCACAAUGCAAUGAGGAUCAAGAUCAUGCAGAACAUUGGAGUUGUGUUCAUACAUAUGGGCCAGUACUCAGAUGCCAUCACAUCCUUUGAGUACAUCAUGAGUGAGAAUCCCAACAUAAAGACAGGCUUCAACCUCAUCCUGUGCUACUAUGCCAUCGGAGACCGUGAGAGGAUGAAGAAAGCUUUUCAAAAACUAAUUUGCGUGCCCCUCGGUAUUGAUGAUGAAGACAAGUAUAUCCCUGCAAAUGAUGACCCUCAUGCAAACAUGGUGAUUGAGGCAAUAAAGAAUGAUAAGCUUCACCAAAUGGAAAGGGAUAGGAAAGCACUAGCAGAAAAAUACAUUAUGACCUCAGCCAAGCUUAUUGCUCCAGCCAUUGAGUCGUCAUUUGCAGCUGGGUUUGACUGGUGUGUGGACAUGGUGAAGGGUUCACAAUACGUGGAGCUUGCAAAUGACUUGGAGAUCAAUAAAGCUAUUACGUACUUAAGACAGAGGGACUUCAAACAGGCAGUGGAGACGCUAAAGAUGUUUGAGAAGAAGGACAGUCGAGUAAAAAGUGCUGCUGCCACUAAUCUGUCUUUUCUCUACUUUUUGGAAAAAGAUUAUGACCAGGCUGACCGUUAUGCUGAGCUAGCCAUGACCGCCGACCGCUACAACCCUGCUGCCCUCAUUAACAAAGGCAACACAGUGUUUGUGAAAGAGGACUAUGAGAAAGCAGCAGAGUUUUAUAAGGAGGCUCUUCGCAAUGACUCAUCCUGUACUGAAGCUCUCUAUAACUUAGGUUUGACCUAUAAAAGGUUGGGUAGGCUGGAGGAAGCCCUGGAUUGCUUCCUCAAACUGCACGCUAUCCUCAGAAACAGUGCUCAGGUCAUGUACCAGCUGGCUAAUUUAUAUGAGAUGUUGGAGGACCCUCAUCAGGCCAUUGAGUGGCUGAUGCAGCUCACCAGUGUGACCCCCACAGAUGCCCAGGUGCUGGCCAAACUGGGAGACCUCUAUGACAAUGAGGGAGACAAAUCUCAGGCCUUCCAGUACUAUUAUGAGUCGUACAGGUAUUUUCCCUCAAACAUUAGUGUCAUUGAAUGGUUGGGAGCAUAUUACAUCGACACCCAGUUCUGUGAGAAAGCUAUUCAGUACUUUGAGAGAGCUACCCUUAUUCAACCAACACAGGUCAAGUGGCAGCUGAUGGUGGCUAGCUGUUACAGGAGAAGUGGGAAUUAUCAAAAGGCACUCGAGACCUACAAGGACAUUCAUCGGAAAUUUCCUGAAAAUGUUGAAUGUCUACGCUUCCUGGUCAGGCUGUGCACUGAUAUGGGACUAAAAGAGGUGCAGGAUUAUGCCACCAAACUGAAGAAAGUUGAAAAAAUGAAGGAGAUCAGAGAGCAGAGGGUGCGAUCUGGGAGGGAGAGCAGUGCUCGAGGGCGCAGGGAAGGCAGCGCUGGCAGUGGAAAUACAUCAAACCUUACACACACUCCCCCUAAGAAACCCAGCGGGAGCAGCUCAAGCCCCAUCAAUACCCCUCCUCUGAGAGCCAGUGUUUCUCGCUCUGAAGCUAAGUAUAGUCCUGUGCUGCAGCAGGGCAGAGACAGUGGACAAAGCAACCAUGGCACCAGCGCCAAGGGUGAGAGGCUUAGCGUUAAACUAAAAACUCUUCCCGGGUCCAAUGAGCCGUAUGAGGCCAGCACUCAGCAGGAAAUAGAUGCAUCUUAUGUCGAUCCGUUGGGGCCUCAAAUGCAGAGACCAAAAACAGCAGCAAGGAAACGCACAGAGGAAGAUGAGUUUGCUGAUGAAGAGCUGGGAGAUGACUUACUGCCUGAGUGAUGUGUGCAACAGAGAUCAAUUCAGUGGAAAGUCUAAUAUAUAUCCAGAUACUAAAACUGUCUGCAUUUUCAGCUCAACUAAUAGCACUGAAGUUUAAAAAUACUUCAUUACAUCCUUCGUUAUGCUUUACUAUAUUUUAUAAUAGCAAUGCAUUGUAUAUAUAUUUGCAUUUAGGAAAAAAUGGUCAUCUUAUUUCAUCCAUUUUGUACAUUAAAAUGUAAAGAUUUUUCUGUAUGACUACACCAUAAAACCUGGAUAACAUGAAGUUAAAGACGUGCAUGUUUUGUAAGUCUGAAAUAUGAAAUCAGUUUUAUAUAUA
Messenger RNA from Rhinichthys klamathensis goyatoka, 3206 nucleotides. RefSeq names its product intraflagellar transport 88 homolog (gene ift88). The transcript is spliced from 29 exons. The record is from RefSeq and is a predicted model, not a curated record. The coding region runs from base 275 to 2887 and encodes 870 amino acids. Gene Ontology annotation, molecular function: kinesin binding. Gene Ontology annotation, cellular component: non-motile cilium; ciliary base; centriole. NCBI's taxonomy places the organism in Eukaryota, Metazoa, Chordata, Actinopteri, Cypriniformes, Leuciscidae. Gene Ontology annotation, biological process: intraciliary transport; inner ear receptor cell stereocilium organization; non-motile cilium assembly.